UCCUCCGUGAGCCGCGGCGAGCGACUGAGUGCGAGUGAAGCCAUGGGCCAUGGCGAGCGAGUCUCCCAGUGAUUGUGUAGACAGUGAGCUGAGCUGCCCCAUCUGCCUCGGCACGUUUGACUGCCCUUCCACGCUGAGCUGCGGACACUCAUUCUGCCUCCGGUGUCUGGACGGUGCCUGGGAGAGAGCGAGCAGCUUCAUCUGCCCGCAGUGCCGAGCGGCCUUCCCUGAGCGACCCCAGCUGAAGAGGAACGUGGCGCUCACCAACCUGGUGGAGCAGCUCAGAGUUGCAGAAAGGAUGGCCGGAGUUGUCUUCUGUGACACCUGCGAUGAUGGGGAGACUCCUGCAGUGAAGACCUGCCUCAGGUGUGAGAUGUCCCUGUGCGAGUCCCACCUGAAACCUCACCUGACCAAUCCGAGAUUGAUGGACCACGUCCUGGUGGCUCCCAUUGUCAGCCUGGAGGAGCGAAGAUGCCAACAGCAUGGAGACCCUUACAGGUUCUUCUGCAAACAGGACGAGCGCCUGGCCUGCAUGGUCUGCACCAUCGCAGGAGACCACAUCAGUCAUCAGGUUAUCACGCUGGAGAAAGAGCACGAAACACGGAAGAGUGGAGUCGAAGAGGAGACGCGAGGGGUGGAGGAGAAGAGGAAGAAGGCGGAGGUGUCCGUGGGACAGAUGAAGGCCGCUCGCAAGGACGUGCAGGAUUCCAUGGCCCAGACCAAGGUUCGCAUCGCAGGUGAGUUCACCCGCAUGAGGGCGACGCUGAAUGAGGACGAGAGGGCAGCUCUGGACCGCGUGGACGUGAAGGGGCGCGAGCUGCUGUCCCGGAUCGAGGAGAACAUCACUCAUUACGAGCACAAGAUCAGCGAGCUCCAGGCAGCAGCCACGCGCCUGCGCGCUCUGCAGGAGGAGAGGGACUCACUCACGUUCUUGCAGGGCCAUAUGAAGAAGACAGAGAGGACUGAGCGCCCCCCACCGCCCGCUCCUCCGAGUGACUUGACUUUGGGUGACGUGAGCUGGCUGAGUGGAGUCAUUGAGAAGCUCAAGCUGUCUGCACCAUAUGGACGCUCACCGACUGUGGACCCAAACUCGGCCCACAACCUCCUCCAGAUUUCCUCGAACCUCAGGACGGUGACGCUGACCGCUGUCUCCCAGGGUCGCCCCGAUCACCCGCACCGCUUUGAUUACUGGGACCAAGCCCUGUGCUCCGAGAGCUUCUCGUCGGGUCAGCACUACUGGGAGGUGGACGUGGGGGGUGCGGCGGGGUGGUGUGAGGUUGGAGUCGCGUACGGGACGAUCGCACGGAAAGGGAGUGGUAAAGAGUGCAGGCUGGGAGGGAACGACUCAUCCUGGGUUUUAUGGAACUAUAACAACAGCUGCUACGUGCGUCAUGGUGGUGUAUUGACCUCAGUGCCGGUGAGGGAUCCUCUCCGGAGAGUCGGGUGUCACCUGCACUGGGAGGCGGGGCUGCUGUCGUUUUACCGCGCCGACUCCAUGGAGCUGCUGCACUCCGUCCACCACUCGUUUAGUCAACCGCUCUACCCCGCACUGUAUGUGGGUGGUGUUGUUGGUGACUCAGUGAGGAUUCUGGAUCGGAGUCGUGCGUCCUGAGAGCACGGAGUGUGAGCAGCGCAGAUAA
Molecule: messenger RNA, 1640 nt
Organism: Lethenteron reissneri (Far Eastern brook lamprey)
Lineage: Eukaryota; Metazoa; Chordata; Hyperoartia; Petromyzontiformes; Petromyzontidae
Product: E3 ubiquitin/ISG15 ligase TRIM25-like
Molecular function (GO): zinc ion binding; protein binding
Source: RefSeq, a predicted model, not a curated record